Messenger RNA from Fusarium pseudograminearum CS3096, 312 nucleotides. RefSeq lists its product as uncharacterized. The transcript is spliced from 2 exons. The record is from RefSeq and is a predicted model, not a curated record. The coding region runs from base 1 to 312 and encodes 103 amino acids. Lineage: Eukaryota; Fungi; Ascomycota; Sordariomycetes; Hypocreales; Nectriaceae.
AUGCAUCUAGCGGCAGUCACCUUCCCAUCCCAUCCAGUCCAUCUCUUUAGUUCGUUCACUGUCUCUGUCUCUGUCAAGAAAAGGCACGCGGCCUUCGUGGGGAUGGACCCAAGGACCCAGCUCCAGAUGCUAUUUUUGACGCCUCUGGAUCCGCCGAACAGUGGAGUUCGUUCUUCAUCCUUCAUGCUCAAUGACAUAUCGGUAAACAAGACACGCAAUCGAUCGCAAUCAGGAAAACAAAACACUGUCAAAUCGGGAAACCCUCUCGCCCAUUCGCCGAUGGGGCCUGUUGGAGCUACCAAAGCUUGUUGA